Molecule: messenger RNA, 2242 nt
Organism: Corylus avellana
Lineage: Eukaryota; Viridiplantae; Streptophyta; Magnoliopsida; Fagales; Betulaceae
Product: serine/threonine protein phosphatase 2A 57 kDa regulatory subunit B' kappa isoform
Biological process (GO): signal transduction
Cellular component (GO): protein phosphatase type 2A complex
Molecular function (GO): protein phosphatase regulator activity
Source: RefSeq, a predicted model, not a curated record
UCAUGGUAUUAUAAUUAUUAGUGGUAGUAUAUGUUUUUCUUUACCUUCCGUUGCAGGCGACUGGGUGAAUCUGGUACCUGCUGCAAAUUCUCAGAAAAUGCCACACCGCUUCCUCUCUUCAAUCGAGGAGCUCUUAUUGAUCUUCCAUGGAGCUCCAACAUGACCAAAUACUGCAUCAAAGAUCAGAUCACUAGGAAAACGCCUUCACACCCACAACCCCGCCCCUCUGCCUCCCCCCCCAAUGCUUUAUUUUAAAGCUUAAAAUGCUUCUGUCACUCCAACAUGAAACUCUGAAUUCAUUUCUCUCUCUCCUUUGCUAAAGAUCUCAUCUUUUUCAGUUCAAAUAACAGGGGGUCUGUCUGUUGGAUUUUGCAAGGCUGCCACCAUGCUCAAGCAAAUUCUGAGCAAACUCCCUCGGAAGUUGUCAAAACCUGACCAAGUAGAUUCUGCAGGGAGUGAUUCUGGCAACAUUACUGCUAAUUCGGGCAAUGGAUUUCAAUGUACAAAUGUUGGCAGUGCUCUUUCAAGCAAAUUAAAUGUUGUGAAAAGGGUGUCUUCAGCAGUUUUUCCCACAAGCAUUGCAGCUGGAGUUGAGGCAGUGGAGGCCCAUCUAUCCUUCAAAGAUGUUUCAAAUUCACAGAAGCAGAACCUGUUUGUCAGUAAGUUGAACCUCUGCUGUGAGGUUCACGAAUUUAGUGAUCCAGAUAAGCAAGAUCUUAAACGUCAAGCAUUGAUAGAGCUUGUUGAUUUUGUUUCUUCUGGGUCCGCAAAGUUCAGUGAACCAGCAAUUGCUGCAGUGUGUAAAAUGUGUGCAGUUAACCUGUUCAGGAUUUUCCCCCCUAAAUAUCGUUCUAAUUGUGCUGGGGGUGAGGCAGAAGAUGAAGAACCAAUGUUUGAUCCUGCUUGGUCACAUUUGCAAAUUGUGUAUGACCUACUUCUUCGGUUUAUCAGUUAUGGGUCUCUUGACGCAAAAGUGGCAAAAAAGUAUGUAGAUCAUUCUUUUAUUGUGAGAUUACUUGACCUCUUUGAUUCUGAGGACCCGAGAGAAAGAGACUGUUUAAAAACAAUUCUGCAUAGGAUCUAUGGGAAAUUCAUGGUACACAGGCCUUUUAUUCGAAAGGCUGUUAGCAAUAUCAUCUAUCGAUUUGUUUUAGAAACUGAGCGACAUAAUGGAAUUGCGGAGCUGUUGGAGAUUUUUGGGAGUGUAAUUAGUGGGUUUGCAUUGCCUUUGAAGGAGGAACACAAGAUGUUCUUAUGGAGGGCUCUGAUUCCUUUACACAAACCAAAAUCAAUAGGCAUUUAUCAUCAACCAUUGACGUAUUGUGUUGUACAGUUUAUAGAUAAGGAUCCAAAGUUGGCCAGCGUUGUGAUUAAGGGACUGUUGAAGUACUGGCCUGUUACAAAUAGCCAGAAGGAAUUGAUGUUCAUAAGUGAGUUGGAAGAGGUUUUGGAAAUGACUGGUAUGGUUGAGUUCCAAAAGAUCAUGAUCCCACUGUUCCGGCGUAUAGGAUGCCUCCUCAAUAGCUCCCAUUACCAGGUGGCUGAACGUGCCCACUUGCUAUGGAACAAUGAGCACAUCCUCAAUCUUAUCUCACAUAACAGGCAGGUGAUCCUGCCUCUCGUGUUCUCAGCUCUUGAGCGAAACGCUCAGAAUCACUGGAAUCAGGCUGUGCUCAACCUGACCCUAAAUCUGAGGAGGAUGUUUUAUGAGAUGGAUGAGGAGCUGGCAAUUGCCUGCCAACGUAAGUUGGAGGAGGAAGAUUCAAGGUUAAGCGUGGCGGCUGAGAAGCGGAGAUUGACAUGGGAACGCCUGGAAAACGCUGCUGCUCUCCAACCUUUUGCUGGUAAUAUUUUAGUCCAGGAAAAACCUGCCACAUGCUCUGUAGCUUGCUAAUUGCUUGGCUAAUAGGGUUAAACAUUAUCGUAGAAUCAUAACCGGGUUUCUAUCUGCACGAAGAUGCUGUGAUGAGAUUGUGUUGAGUGGUUAUGCUGCUGCUGCCUUGAAGGUUCAUUCUGCGCACAAGAGGUCGGGAUUGACGGGAUUCCUUGGGAUUGUGUAUUGACCUUCUCCUGUAUCCUUGCCCAAGAGCUGUCUGUAUUUCCCUGUAUUUUUAUUUGUUCUAUUGUAUCCCCUAAGAAUUUGCUGAUCGUGCUUUCAUGCUUUUGGAGAUUAUAGCAAGACUGAAGCCAUUUGCUUUGAUAUGGCAAAGAUGUAUAUACUAAUCCCAUCUCUUUCUCUCUA